Messenger RNA from Arachis ipaensis, 459 nucleotides. NCBI's taxonomy places the organism in Eukaryota, Viridiplantae, Streptophyta, Magnoliopsida, Fabales, Fabaceae. The record is from RefSeq and is a predicted model, not a curated record.
AUGACCAAGGCCAACUCCAUCUCCUCCCCAGCUGAACCCGGCUCGCGACUUACUCAGAUUGGUGAUCCUCUUGGUGACCCUCACUUGUAUCGUAGCAUUGUUGGUGUUCUUCAGUAUGUCACUAUUUCUCGUCCUGAAAUUUCUUAUGCUGUUAACCGUGUUUGUCAGUUCAUGCAUUCUCCUACUGAAAUUCAUUGGAAAGCAGUUAAAAGGAUUCUAAGAUACUUAAGUGGUACUCUUGAAUAUGGUCUCACUCUUUAUCCUUCCAAAGAUCAUCAUCUUGUUGCUUUUUCCGAUGUCGGUUGGUCCUCCCGAAAACAGAAAGUGGUUACCCGUUCUAGCACUGAAGCUGAGUACCGUGCCAUAGCUUUUGCUACCACUGAAUUGGAUUGGGUUCGUGAGCUUCUGCGUGAACUUCAUCUCUCUACUGCUAAAGCUCUUAUGCUUAGGCCGGCUUGA